This is a messenger RNA of Didymodactylos carnosus, 1476 nucleotides long. The record is from the annotation of a GenBank genome assembly. Lineage: Eukaryota; Metazoa; Rotifera; Eurotatoria; Philodinida; Philodinidae.
AUGACUAGUGAAGAAGUUGAACUUAGUAAAACACUUGAAAAUAGUAGUUUACAAACAGCCAAACAUGAACCAUCACAAGCCAGAGAAGUAGCAGAUGCAUUGAAAGCACAAGCAAAUGAAGCAUUUAAGAAUAAGUCUAAUUUUCUCCAGAAUCUUUAUUCAAAGGCAAUCGAGAUUCAUCCCGAUGCUAUUUUAUAUUCAAAUCGUAGUUUCGCCUAUUUGAAACGUGAAUAUUAUGGUUACGCGUUGUCUGAUGCCAAAAAAGCAUUAGAAUAUGAUCCAAAAUAUAUUAAAGCUUAUUAUCGUCGUGCUUCAGCUCAAAUGGCAUUGGGAAAAUAUACCAGUGCAUUAAACGAUUACGAAUAUGUGAAAAAAGUGUGUCCAAAUGAUAAAGAUGCGGCUAUAAAAUAUGAAGAAUGUAAGAAAAUUGUUACUCGUAUUCGAUUUGAAAAAGCAAUAUCCGUUGAAGAAACAAAUAAAUCAGUGGCCAAUCAAGUUGAUAUUAGUAGUAUCACAAUUGAAAAAGAUUACGAUGGACCGCAGUUAGAUGCAAAUGGUCGGGUUACAAAAGAAUUUAUGAUGACAUUGUUAUCUUAUUUUGAAAAUCAAAAAAAACUCCAUAAACGAUUUGCCUAUCAAAUUCUUUUACAAAUAUUAACAUUGUUUAAAACAUUACCAUCAUUAAUUGAAAUUAAUGUUCCGCCUAAAAAGAAAUUUACAAUAUGUGGUGAUGUUCAUGGACAAUUUUAUGACUUACUCAAUAUAUUCAAACUUAAUGGACCACCAAGUGAUGAUAAUCCUUAUGUAUCCUUUAUUUUAAAUUUUAUACCGUAUAAAUUAGUUAUAAAACAAAAGUCUUUUUUCUUAACAGAAUAUUUUUUUCAUAGUUAUUCAAUGGUGAUUUUGUUGAUCGGUAAUCACGAAUCGCUAACAAUGAAUCAAAUGUAUGGUUUUGAAGGUGAAUUAUUUACUGAAGUAUUCAAUUAUCUUCCAUUAUGCCAUUGUAUAAACAAUAAAGUAUUGGUUAUGCACGGCGGAUUAUUUAGUAAAGAUGAUGUUACAUUAAAAGAUAUCAAAGCAAUUGAUCGGGUACGACAACCACCGGACGAAGGUCUAAUGUCCGAAUUACUUUGGUCAGAUCCGCAGCCACAGAAUGGACGAUCCGAGAGUAAACGCGGAGUCGGUUUGCAAUUUGGACCUGAUGUAACAGAAAAAUUUCUCAAAGUAAAUAAUUUAGAAUAUGUUGUUCGAAGUCAUGAAGUGAAACAAGAGGGCUAUGAACUGGCCCAUAAUAAUAAAUGUAUUACAGUAUUCAGUGCUCCAAAUUAUUGUGACACCAUGGGCAACAAAGGAGCGUAUAUUACGAUCUUUGGCGAUAAUAUUACUCCUCAAUUUACUAGUUAUACAGCUGUCGAUCAUCCAAAAGUUCGUCCAAUGGCAUUUGCUAAUAAUUUGUCAAUGUUUGGUCUUAUGUAA